AUGGCCAUGUCUCCGCAACAGUUCUGCCUCCGCUGGAACAACCACCAGUCCAACAUCAUCUCGGUGUUCGAGCAACUCCUCCAAAGUGAAUCUUUCGUCGACGUCACGCUGGCGGUCGAGGGCAUGACGCUGAAAGCCCACAAGGUUGUCCUCUCCGCCUGCAGCCCCUACUUCCAGGCGGUGUUAGCGUCGCACCCCGACAAGCACCCUAUCGUGAUCCUGAAAGACGUGCGCUACACUGACAUGCGGGACCUGCUGGACUUCAUGUACCGCGGCGAGGUGUCCGUCGACCAAGACAACCUCUCGGGCUUCCUGCGGGUGGCGGAGUCCCUCAGGAUCAAGGAGCACCUCGUCGACUUCCUCCGCCUACCUGGUGCCUCAGGCCAUGACCGGCGCCGCCCCGCCCAGCGUGGCCCCAGGCGUGGUUCCCAUGGCGCCUCUCACGCCCCUAGCCGGGGACCCACCGCCCCUAAAACGACCGCCCCUCUCGCCCUCUGCCACGUACGGUGCCAAGAGAAGGCGAGGUCGACCCCCGAAGAUCUCCGGGGAGGAGUCAGAAGGGGAGGUCGGGUCGGUGGCUGGGUCUGUGUCAGCGGCGGAGGGGAGGACAACAAGAGCGAGGCAGAGGUCAAGGUGGAGGUGGAAGAGGUGAAGGAGUCCUUCGAGCCUGACGACCUCAGCACCAAGGACCCCGACACCAAGAGCGUGGAGUCGAACCCGGGACCCUCCGGGGAAAGUCAGGGCAAAGAAGCGACGAGAUUGCCCGCAGACGACCAAGAGAACACGAGGGAGUCGCCCGGGUCAGGCCACGUGGCGGAGUGGACGACUCACGACUACGACCACGACGACCUCCACCACGGCGGGUCGCUGCAUGCCGCCGUCAAGUCCUCCGCCGGGCAGCCUCCGCCCCUGCCGCCGCCCGUCACCGACAUGGACCAGCUCUUCUAUACCAAGAACCUGCUGGAGGCGGCCAUGCUCAAGAACCCCUACGAGGCCCUCAAGACCGACAAGGACCUGCACGGCUCCAUCCUGCUGGCCUCCCUCCGGGCGCCGCUCAAGUUUGGCCUCCACGGCGUGUACGAGCGGGAGGGGGAGCGGGAGGGGGCUGACUCCUCCCCCCACUCCCCUCACACCUCCUCCCCUCAGAAGCCCAGCCAGUCGUCGCCCACCUCAGGAGGCGGCAGUGGCGGUGGCGGCGGAGGCAGCGGCGGCAGCGAGCGAGGCACCAACAACAACAACAAGGUGUCGGUGCCCAUCAUGAGCUACUGCAUCCAGGACAACGGCUUCAAGUGCUCCAAGUGCUUCCAGACCUUCACCCACCCGUCCAACUUCCACCGCCAUUACAUCACCGUCCACACUGACCGCCGCGCCCACAAGUGCCACGUGUGCGGCAAGGAAUUCAAGCGCAAAGACAACAUGAUGUCCCACAUCCGGUCCGUGCACCGCCCGGGCAAGGAGGGCCACACCAUCUUCCGUGAGGUAGCGGCCGUGUCGCCCGGCCUGGGCCGCGAUGUCCCGCACCUGCAGGAGCAGCUGAUGCAGCAGAUGCAGCAGGUGGACAAGGUGUAACCACCCUCCGGCCCGACCUCUCUCACGUGCAAUGUUGGGGUUGUGCCUCUCAUCCCUCCCCUCCCCUCCGCGGCGACAAUCCCCGAGGGUCUGUGAUGCCGACCACCCCGCCCCGCCCCCUCCCGUCUGAGGCCUUACCGCGUGCCUUGUGCCCCCUGCCUCCCCUCCUCCGUGAUGCAGUAUACCGGUUGUAUUACCUAGUGAUAACCAGGACACGUGCAAUAUAGUGCAGUAGUUAUUUAUAGACGCUCCUACAGCAUGACAUUAUGUUAAGUGUGCCUCUGAUGAUGGUCCCGCCUCCCCUCCCCCCACUGCCAAGAGCCAUCCCCUACCCUCCACCUCCUCUUCCACCUUCACCUCCUCCUCUUCCACCUCCUCCUCUUCCUCCGGCGCUCCUCUGUCUCUGUCUGUUUGUCUCGAGGAACUAAGUUCGUCAGGAAUCUCACGCCGGAAAAAAUGUGUGUGUGUGUGUGUGUGUGUGUGUGUGUGUGUGUGUGUGUGUGUGUGUGUGUGUGUGUGUGUGUGUGUGUGUGUGUGUGUGUGUGUGUGUGUGUGUGUGUGUGUGUGUGUGUGUUUCCACGCACACACACACCAUUGUCAGCACAUGAGUCGCGUCUGGACCGCACUUACCAAACACGGACACAAGCGCACAUAACUUUACAACUGUGUGUGUUGUGAAUGCCUUGACAUGGACGCGUGCGUAUGGGCGUGUGUGUGUGUGUGUGUGUGUGUGUGUGUGUGUGUGUGUGUGUGUGUGUGUGUGUGUGUGUGUGUGUGUGUGUGUGUGUGUGUGUGUGUGUGUGUGUGUGUGUGUGUGUGUGUGUGUGUGUGUGUGUGUGUGUGUGUGUGUAGGCGUGUGUAGUGAAUAGUAGGUUAGAGCAGGAUCUCAGCAAGAAGGCGCCGACCCGGAAGAGUAGAGAGGAAAAACAAGGUAUCUUAGUUAAGGUGAGAUGCCAAAUGAUGCAUUUAUGAAGAAACUCACAAAUAGGAGGAUAAUAUUCUCCUUUCUCUCUCUCUCUCUCUCUCUCUCUCUCUCUCUCUCUCUCUCUCUCUCUCUCUCUCUCUCUCUCUCUCUCUCUCUCUCUCUCUCUCUCUCUCUCUCUCUCUCUCUCUCUCUCUCUCUCUCUGCCCGUGUGAUCUUCGCGUUGUGUUUGGACCAAAGCUAGUAAGGUAGUAGAGGAGUAAUGGUCGUGUGCCGCAGUCAUUCAAGUCUACUGAGUAAUAUCUAAAGCAGAGUUAAAACAAUUAUGUAGUGAGUAACGUAAACUUAAACACUUCGAGUAAGAAGUCUAAAAAAAUAAAAUUAUGAAAAAAAGCACCAAGUCAAUAUGUUAAUUCAUUGAUUAUUAUUAUUAUUAUUAUUAUUAUUAUUAUUAUUAUUAUUAUUAUUAUUACGGUACCAAUUUAUCUUAAGUAAUAUAAUAAUAAUAUAUUCUAGUACCCUUAAGAAAUUGUUGAUGAGCUGAUUAAUUUCAUAAUGUUUAAAAAAUUCAAAGGUUGUUUUAAUGUGAAAUCAGGUACGCAUUGUUGUUAUUAUUACCAUUAUCAUUGUCAUUAUUAUCAUUAUUAUCACUUGUUCCUCACGAUUCCUUUAUUAUCAUGACUUGGCACGAGAAGGUAUUGUUCGUAGUCCUUUGUAUUAAUUAAUUACAUAACUAAUAUUAAUGAAGCCGGAAGUGACGUCAUAGCAGUAACAUGAUGGGCGUGGGCUGCUCCUCUUGGCUCCCCCUCCCCACCCUCCACCCACAACUCCGCCCACUCCACCAAACGCCCACGCUCUCUUGUACCCUCCCUCCCUCUCCCUAUUCACCCUCCUUAACUUAGAGAGUAUUUUAUAUUCGUUUACCAAGAAGAUAAAGAAGAAGAAGAAGAAGAAAAAGAAGAAGAAGAAGAUGAUGAUGAUGAUGAAGAAGAUAGAAGAUAGAAAUGCAGACAGAAAAACAAAGAAAGGAGGAAGGAAAGAAAAGUAAGAAAAGGAUAAAAGAAAAGGAAAGAAAAAGAAAACUAUGAAUAAAAAUAUGAAAAAAAUGACAAUACAUCAACAGAAAACGAAAGAAAAACACAAAAUAGAAGUGAAGGAGGGAUUGUCACCCAAACACCUGGACAGCUGAUUAAUUAAGCAGGAAGCAGUGUGUGUCGGGUCGGCGCUCAGGUAACCUUGUAUCUGCUGCUUGGAGGGAAGGAAGAGGGAAGCAGAAAGGACUAAGAGGAGGAGGAGGAGGAGGAGGAGGAGGAAGGAAGGAAGGAAGGAGCAAGGAAGGGUACUGCUUUUAGUUUUAGCAGUAUCCCGUUUUCUUUGCCUUGUAACUUUCCUUUUCUCGUCUCUCUCUCUCUCCCUCUCUUAGCCUCUGUCUCUCUCUCUCUCUCGCUCCAUCAGCGGUACAUCUCUGAGCGUCAGCCUGUCUGUGUGUCUGUACAGGAAGCCGCUACAAGACGGAGCUUCGCCUCCCGUUACGCUGUUGUUUCUGAACGAGGGAGCCUAUUUUGUACGUGUGUGUGUGUGUGCGUGUGCGUGUGUGAUUUUUUGUUUUCCUCUCUAUUUGUUUUUAGCUACUUUUUUUGUUGUUUUUCUUCCUUGUAAAGAGAGUUCUUAUAUCAGAGUAAUAUAUGCAAUACUAGAUAUUCGAUAUUAUUAAUAUGGUUAUUAUUAUUUAUUACUUAAGUUAAUGAAUUUAAUCUAGCAAGGGACCACCGGCGCUGUCCCCAUUCCCUUCCCUUCCCUUCCCCUUCCCUUCCUCCCCAUCCCGUCCCAUCACGUCCCCCCCACCACCCCAGAGGCUACGUAACCCGCCCCUCCUACCAGCCGCCUCCUAUUGGCUACCGAGAACCGACACACGUUUCUGAUUGGUCGCCAGUCUAGGAAGAAAAGAAUCCACAACGAUGAUUGGCCGAGAGGACCUUUAUUCAGCCCCGCCAGUCACUAUACCGACACACACACACACACACACACACACACACACACACACACACACACACACACACACACACACGACCUUCAGAGGCUUUCAUUCGUCGAUAAAUAACUAAUCAUGUCUUUAUUGCCGUAUUUACUAACAGGACACCACCACCAUCUCCAUCACCACCAUCACUACUACUAACAACAACAACAACAACAACAAAACACCGGCACACAGCUGAUUGGUCCAUUGUGAUACUGUACCGUGCCUACGUCAUACCCAAGCCGACCAAUCACGCUUCCAUUUUGUACCUUAAAGAAAAUAACAAAAAGAUACUUAAGACUCCCUUAAAAAAAAUAGUAAGAGUCCAAGAUCCCGUUUUCUUUCCUCCCCUGAGCCGCGGUUCGAGUGGUGGGCUUACUUCACACUUAUUCUUUAGCAGAUGUCCUUUUUUUAUCAUAAUAUAUUGCCGUACUAUUAUUAUUACUAUUACCAUCAUUAUUAUUUAUUUGCUACCGUUAAGAUUUCGGGUACCAGUUGCACUUCUCGCUAUUACAAGGUUGCCGCGUUGCCAUGUUGCCAAUGCCACGUCGAGAGGAUGGCGCGCCUCCACCGUCUUGUGUGUGUGUGUGUGUGUGUGUGUGUGUGUGUGUGUGUGUGUGUGUGUGUGUGUGUGUGUGUGUGUGUGUGUGUGUGUGUGUGUGUGUGUGUGUGUGUGUGUGUGUGUGUGUUCGCUCCUACCAUCUGGAGACUUAAUAUAUAUGUCGGGAAUUUAUAUCGAUAGUGGACAAAGUCUCUCUCUCUCUCUCUCUCUCUCUCUCUCUCUCUCUCUCUCUCUCUCUCUCUCUCUCUCUCUCUCUCUCUCUCUCUCUCUCUCUCUCUUGGUCCCACAUCCUCCCUCCCAUCCCCUCUUUCCUCCAUCGUCCCUACCAGUGUCCUAAUCUUCUUUAUUCCUUCACUCUCCUUCAUUCCCUCACAUCGCUCUUUCUUCUCUCUCUCUCUCCCUCCUCAAGUAUCACCAUUCGUAUGUUAUCCUCUUUCCCUUCUCUUAUUUCCAUUUUCGUAUUGGCUUCUUUCCUAACUUCUUGUCCUCCUGCUCUUUCACUCCCCUCUACCCUUCAAUUGUAUUCUCUUUCUUCCGCACUAAUGCCUCGCUAUCUUCUCUUUCCCUUCUUCUACAGGCACUCUGUAUCUUUGUUUAUUUUCUCUUCUUCUUCUUUCUUUCUCUUUCUUCUCCUCCUCUUUCUCCUCCUCUUCUUCAAGCUCGUGUGUCGACAACCUCACGCUCAAGAUGAAGACAAUCAUAUCACGGCAAAUUAUGAAGGAAAACGUGCGCACAUUAUCGCCUCCAACUCAUUACCAAGUCGAACGAAACGAAAAUAUUAACCUUUUUCAAACAUUUCGCUUCGUGUGGACCGAAAAAAAAAAUACGCGUUCACAAUUUUCCUAUUUUUCGUGCGCGUGUAAAUCGAUGUAAAAAGAAAUUCGAUGUGAAAAAACGGAAAUUUAAGCUAAUCCAUGAAUAAAAAAAAAUGUAUUUUGAUAAAUCCACGGCACAGUGAACAAAAUUUCGCUUUUAAAACCGGCGAUAAACUGAGCAGAGUCGAAAAGGAGAGGCGCAAAAAUUGUUCAGUUAUAAUACAGGACAGGUGGGACAGGUGAGGGCUCGGCGGGCUGCAGGUUUCGUCCCGCGAUGCUGCCUCACCUGCCGGCCAUACCUGACCUACCUCACUGCUUCCUUAUCCUCGUCUCAGCUACGUAUGCUUCCCCAUUCUCAACCAUCACUCAUCUGCUCUCUUCUUACUCUCCCAUACCUGUAUAUUCGUAAUCAGCUCUGUCCAAGUUCCACUCGUUUUCUACUUGUGUUUUUUUUUUUUCAAAGUUGAUUGCCAUACUGCGUUUCUUUAGAUCAAUUAAUCAGUCAAUCAAAUCACCUGACUUCUAUUUUCUUAUCCCUCAAUUCGUGUAUGCCUAACUUUCCCAACGUUUAUUCUCUCUCUCUCUCUCUCUCUCUCUCUCUCUCUCUCUCUCUCUCUCUCUCUCUCUCUCUCUCUCUCUCUCUCUCUCUCUCUCUCUCUCUCUCUCUCUCUCUCUCUCUCUCUCAUGCCUUAUUCCGCCCCUCUGUUUGCCACCCACCCAUCACACCCACGCACUCACACACGGCGGUCACGAUGCACUCACUCACGCUCUCUCACACUCGCUCUGCUCAGCCAACUCAACCGGAAACUUGAAAACGAUACCUCCAUUUUUUUCUUUCUUUUUUCUUCUUUUUUUUUGUUAGUUUUAGUUUCAUGCAAUUGGCGUUUAUUCACAGGAAUCUUCCAGCGACACGUAUUAUUUUUCCGUCUUUUUUUUUUCUAUUGUGAUUAUUUUAUUAUCUUUGAGUUCGUUCGCUUUCUUUUUAUAUAUAUAUGUAUUUAGAUUUUAUUUUCUGAAGUCAUUUAUUUCGUUUAUGUUUCCGUUCGAAUAUUCAGUUUUUUUUUUAUUAAUGCAGAAAAUAUUUUACAAGAAGGAAAUUUAUCGAGUGAAAUGUCUUUUUUUUGUUUUAUAUUUUAAUUCAAGCAACAUACGAGGCCGCUUUGCUUCUCCCCUCUUUCCCUUUCCCCCUCCCCAAUAAUUUGUAGGACCGAUGACUCUCCCCUCUUCCCCCUUCUCCCCCUUCCCCCUUUAACCCAUCUCGUCUUCCCCUCCAGCUUUCCCCUCUUCCCCCCAGCUCCUCAUCCUCCUCUCAACGCGCUUGUCGGUUUACCAACGUAAUUUUUAAUGUGUUUUUUGUACAUGUCACGUUUUGCGAUAGAUGGGUAAGGCAGUUUAUAUUGUAAUAAUAAUUCCCGGGUUGUAGAAUAUUAUGAUUUCUUCUCCCACUGUCUCUCUAUUUCACCGACGUUUGUAUGUACGUAGAAAGGGGUUUAAUAUAACGUGGACUGUUUCUUUGUUUGUUGGUUUAGUACAAAGCUACAUAUCUGUUCGUCAAGUCCUCCGCAGCCUCCGUGCAUUUGUCUGGAUAGUGCAUUUUUUUCUCUCACCGUCGACUUCGGUUUUCUUUCGUGAGUGAUGUAGCGAUAGGCUGUAGCGUAGAGAGUUAUUAAUAUAUUUCUCAUGUUAUGUCUUUUUUUAUAUAUACAUAUACAUAUAUAAAUAUAAAUAAAUAUAUAUAUAUUUUGGUCUGUAUAAAAUAUGGAAAGUGAGUUGUGUUUGAUGUUUUUUUUCAUAAAAUAUUUAAAAAAUAUAAUAUAUAAAAAUGUUUGCAACCUAGAUAAUCAUGGAGUGACAAGGAACCAACCCUCAGGGGAAACAACAAUGAAAUAUUUAUACCGUGAGUCACACUUUCCCUGUGAACACUGAACACUGCCUCUCCUGGUGACGGAGGGACCCGGUGUCUGCCCUGUGUCCCGGCCAAGGCGGGAACCAGCGCGAGUGACCAACGGUUCGGCGAGGAACGAUUAGAAAAGAUACACAAACCAGUAAAGUGACGGGCCUCAUCCACACUACGGCUUGUUGCGCGUGGACCAAAAAGUGGAGCAACGAGUGGAUCACACUGAGGAAUGUAAAAAAUGCUUCCUCGGUCAAAAUAAAACUGUGUGGCCAAGAUUUGGACACAAAAAAAGAAAUAUUGGAAAAAAGAAAUGAAGCCAGUGUUUACGUUUGAAACAGUUUCCAAAGGGUCCACUCCUGGAUGGGAGAAAAAAAAAAUGGUAAAAUAAAAGCAAAAGGAACAGUACAGUAGUGGGCGUGGCGGCCCAUGCACGGAAAGCAAUGGCCGCUGUAGGGAGACUGAAUCACUUUGUAUGGUGUUAGUAGACAACCUUUUUUUUCCAUUACGAGUCACACUGUAGUCUUCCCUUGGUGACCUCCUGCUGCUGCUGCCGGAGGUGACCCAGUGACCCCUUUGAGACCCUCCCCCGUGAGAAGCACUAUGACCUCCCUGGCUGGUUAUCUCCGCCUUCAUUCAUAUAUUUUUGUAAAGCCCAGCACUGUCAUCCCAAACUCACACGACAAACACACAAACAAACAAACAAACAAAAGUAUAGAUGAUAUAUAUAUCUCUUAUACAGCCUUUUUCAGAACUUUUAUAAUUUUAUAUGAAGAAAAACUUUAAAUGGUGAACUUUAUAUAUAACUUAAAUGGUAAUGGAAGAAAGAGAGAAAAACUAAGCAAGUGACAAGUUCUAGGCCUUUUUUAUACAUAUAUAGCUUUUCUGCCGAUGUGCUGUUAUAUACACUGUCGAUGAAUGUGUGAUAACCACCCAUGUUAUUCUCCCCUAACCUCCUCCCCCCCCACCCACCUCCUUAUUAGACACAUGCAGUACCCUCCUCCCGUUUUCUAUUAAGAGUUCCCGUCUCCCCUCUCCCUCCCCCCUGUCCCUCUCCCUCUCCCCGGUUGAGUCGAAUAGUACAAGCCUCUCCCCGGCACUCUCUAGACACGCAGGUCCUCCAUUCUCUUUGUUAUCCAUAGAUCGAGCGGGAAAAAUAAUAAAGUUGACGGAAUAAA
Scylla paramamosain (green mud crab) is the source of this 8957-nucleotide messenger RNA. RefSeq names its product broad-complex core protein-like. Gene Ontology annotation, molecular function: protein binding. The record is from RefSeq and is a predicted model, not a curated record. Gene Ontology annotation, biological process: regulation of transcription by RNA polymerase II. Lineage: Eukaryota; Metazoa; Arthropoda; Malacostraca; Decapoda; Portunidae. Bases 1 to 1569 code for a protein of 522 amino acids. The transcript has 6 exons. Gene Ontology annotation, cellular component: nucleus.